Galleria mellonella (greater wax moth) is the source of this 6643-nucleotide messenger RNA. Its product is annotated as terminal nucleotidyltransferase 5C. The transcript is spliced from 4 exons. The coding region runs from base 316 to 1926 and encodes 536 amino acids. The record is from RefSeq and is a predicted model, not a curated record. Gene Ontology annotation, molecular function: poly(A) RNA polymerase activity; RNA binding. Gene Ontology annotation, biological process: mRNA stabilization. Lineage: Eukaryota; Metazoa; Arthropoda; Insecta; Lepidoptera; Pyralidae.
UUGGCAGCAGUGCCGCGCCGUACGUCGCGUCAAUUGCACGUGUAUGCUGAUUUGCGUCGCACUGCCGCGACUCGACUCGUGCUACCUGUGUGCCUGUGACCUGUGUUAUCUUAAAAAGUACGUAAACAAAUCAACAUAACCGAGUAAGCAGUGUUGAGAACAACCGCAGUGGGAACUGCCAGUAACGAGUGCGUAUCGAGAAACGGUUUGUUUGUAGCGAGCGGUGGUAUUCGGAAUCUGUUGCAUUCUGCAGGUCGCCGUUAGCGGAAACGAUAUGUAGUGGACAGUGAAACGGGAAACAAGUUAAACGUUAAAAUGGUGGACAUCCUCGAUACGGAGAGUCUCGAAGACGACGUUGGAUACGAUUACGACACGACAAAAAUACCCGAGAUCGUCACCCCUGAUGACAUGAACGAGUCCGGCUACCAGGAGGGCUCGGAGUACUCUGACAAGAGUUACGGAGACCGGAGGGACUCCAAAGAGGGGUUCGGGGGCGAGGGGGACUCCGACAGUGGUGUGGACGGAGUCAGCAGCGGUUGUAGCACCGCUGAUGAUUGUCCAGUGGUGUCGAUUAAUGAUGUGGUUGCAUAUUACGAUGAUAUAAGACCCAGGAAGCGGUACGUGCCGCAGCUCAAUUUCUACAAUGUGGACAUCGAGAGAAUGACAAUGGACGCCAUUGCUCAGAGCGAGUCGAGCUACACUUCGUCAGAAGAAGGCUGCGGUGCCGGAGAACGGCAUGCCGUUCUCAGUUAUGAGCAAGUACGACGGCUGAACGACGUCAUGGACGAAGUGGUGGCUAUUCAUGGCCGUGGCAACUUUCCCACUUUGCAUGUGCGGCUGAGAGAGUUGGUGGCAGGCGUGCGAGCACGUCUCGAGGCUUCACAGAGCACCGGCGGCGCUGGUAUCACUGUCCGUGACGUAAGGCUUAACGGAGGCGCCGCCAGCCAUGUCCUCGCCGAUCGUCCGCAGCCAUAUUCCGAUAUCGACCUAAUCUUCACAGCGGAACUACCCACGGCACGCCACUGCGACCGUGUCAAGGCCGCUGUCCUAGGACAUCUUUCAACGCUUCUCCCUCCCGCCACGCCGCGCCGCCGCGCCUCUACCGCCGGUCUUAAAGAAGCUUACGUGUCUAAGAUGGUGCGUGUCAACUCGGACGGCGACCGCUGGUCUCUGAUCUCACUCGGAAACUCUCGUGGCCAUAAGUCCGUCGAGUUGAAAUUCGUAGAUACGAUGCGACGACAGUUCGAGUUCUCUGUGGACUCGUUCCAGAUCGCUUUAGAUUCGCUGCUGGCGUUCCAUGAAUGCGCUCAGCUGCCAAUUGGAGAGAACUUUUACCCAACCGUAGUCGGAGAAUCAGUAUAUGGAGACUUCAAUGAAGCAUUGCUCCACCUUGCCGAAAAGCUAAUUGCUACAAGGCAACCUGAAGAAAUUCGCGGUGGGGGCUUACUGAAAUAUUGUGCACUCCUCGCCAAGGGUUACAGGCCGGCGCGACCGGAUAAAAUCAAGACCCUCGAACGAUAUAUGUGUUCGAGAUUCUUUAUCGACUUCCCAGAACUAGGGCAGCAACGUGCAAAGCUCGAAGCUUAUUUACGGAAUCAUUUCGUCGGGCGAGAAGAGGAGGCCCUCAAGCACAGGUACCUGACGUUGCUGCACGCCGUGGUGCGCGAGUCGACGGUGUGCCUGAUGGGGCACGAGCGGCGGCAGACGCUGGCGCUGAUCGAGGCGCUGGCGUGCCGCGAGCUGUGCGCGCGCGCGCCGCUGCUGGUGGCGGCCGUGGUGCCGCCGGCGGGCUACUUCGUGUGCGUGUGCGCCGCGUGCGCCGCGUGCGCCGCGUGCGCCGCCUGCGGCCCGCAGCCCGCGCCCGCGCCCGCGCCCGCGCCCGCGCCCUGCUGCGACUGCUGCCGCCCGCAGCUGUGCCCCGCGUGACCCCGCUAGGCCGCGUCGCGUCGCGCGACAGGACACACGUGAUUCUUACCCCUCUUUAUCGAUCGACGAUGAAUUUAGUGCCAAAUGUAUAUAAUACGGUUAAAAAAAAUAUAUGUAUAUGUAUGAUUUCACCUUGUCCUAGCGAGUGUGAUUGUAUAUUAUGUCGUGUACCGAUAUUGCGCUUCGUAUUCUUGGCUGAGUUCUUAUUUCAUAAUUGAAAAUAUAAAAAUAUAUAAAAUGUAUGAGCCGAAGCGGAAACCAGACAGGCCGGUAGACUUGCGCCCGUUUCUGUGGCAAUCGUGCAAUCCACCGCAGGUGCAGUCGGAUCGAUCACGAAUUAGGAGACGAUUAACUCUCUGUCAAUUCGAAGUUGCUCACUUUAUACCGAUCAAUUUUCGCACGUCAAUUGUCACGAAAGAGGUCGUUCGAGCCUCACUCGACUUUGAUAUAUCGCCAGCAUUCCCCAAUUAAUCUGCAUCUCCUGAGAAAUAGAGCGAUCCGUAUUGAUGAACUGUAAAUACUAAAUGCACGUCUAUUAUGCCAAUUAGUGUAGGAACGGUAUCGUUAAUUAGACUACGUGUAGCAGGUAGGUAGAGAAGUAAGGAGAGAUCAACGGAACGCAUGCGGCCGACGCUGGAGACGUGAAAUAAUUUCUAGUCGUACUCCUUUCGUGUUGAUUAAUUAAUAUGUUAGCAGUACGCAAAUUAUUUUCCACGUGAUGUCAAAGUCGUUAGAGUUAGUCACUAAGUCCAAGUCGAUGGGUCUGCCUAUAAAAAAAGACUAGUUACUUAUUUUUAAGCUUUAUGUGUAUAAAUUUGUCUCCGUAAAAAGUAGUGGCAUGUCUCUCACAAUAACUGAAGGAACGAGUAAAAGGAUUACUGAUGAUUUUAUUGGCUCGAGCUGCCAGACCUGGAAGAAUGGAAUGGCGUCAACACUGAUAACAUGUCUUUAAUGCUGUAAACAUAUUAUUACAAGAAACAAGUCCGGCCUUGUCCGAUGGCCUUUUGUAAGCGAGAAAUUCCGUUCUAUUUUUUAAUUAAAAACGUGAUUGCAAUCAUUAUAUUGCGAUUUAGAGAAGGAAUUAGGAACUCGAUUCGGCUUAACGCUGUCAUGUCUGCACGCGUCGUGAGCACGCGACCUAUCUUUUUCCUUGCCAUGGGACAUUAUCUAUUAAAGAACUAAUCUAUUUUAUUACGUAUUUAUUAUUCUAGAAGAUUGUAUAUAUACACUAUCUCUUUACCGUGAUCGCUCUAGUAUUGUAUACGGCUUGGCAUGCGAAGUAACAAAUUAAGAUAAAAUAUAAAUAGAAAAAAAAAAUAUAUAAUAAAAAAAAAAACCAAAAAAAUAUAUAAUACUAAGGUGUGUACAAUAUUAAAGUUCACUCUUUUGUAAUAUUAAAAAAAAAACCAAUAAAUAAAUAUUUUAAGAACAUUUACAAUGUAGGAAGUCAUUUUAGUAACAGAGUACUUACGAACAUGUUUUAUUAACUUCUCAUUCAAUUACAUUUUAUAUUAAAACAGUAGAUGGUACGGAAAAUGUGAUUUAAUUGUUGUAGAAUUAACCUGUUGUCGAUGAAUAUAUACCUACUUACAUUUAUUAUGUAGAUUAAAUACAAUAGAACGUUUUACUAUUAUUGUUGUACUUUAACGAUGAUAAACAUAGAUUUAUGAACGAUGCGUGAACUGUGUCCGGCCAAAAUGUACAUGUCUUUAUAUUUUGCAAGUGCAUAUAGACACUAAAUAUAUAUAUGUAUACAAACAUAAUUGCAUGGAGUUCUUAAUGGAGCUUUUAAUAAGAAAUUUGUAAUCUUUUAGUAGAACAAGUCACAUCCGAAAUAAUCGACAAGUAAGGACAAGCUGUUUGUAGAUUAAUUAUAAUACUUCGGUACAAUAUAACGAUUUUAUGAACGAAUUUCCAGACUUGCUCACUGUCGAACCAAAAUUUAAGAUCUCAUUUUUUCUAUUAACUCCUCGAAAAUUAUGUGAACUUAAGAACGUCUGGUGGCGAACUUUGUUUUUUUUUUUUUAACUCGUUUCAUUAUAUAAAUAGUCUUUACAUAAUGUCACAUAAGUGACGUCGAGAUGAUAAGAGUAUGAUACAAGUUAAGACCUGCUGCGAUUCAUCCAUGAUAAUUUUAUAUCAACGCUUUGUAAUACAAUUUUGCAAAUGGUAUUUGUAACAACAAGUAUCGUUUCAUUUUUGAAAAUUUACAGCCGACAUCAAAUGAAUAUAUCAAAGACAAGAAUCUAUGUGAAACUUCGUCGUCGUCAUGGAUGAAACGUAAUGCAGAAUAGUCGAACAGUUUAGACCUAAAUUAGACUUAGUUCGCAGUCGUCUGUACUUAGUAAUAAAACAAGUACAUAAUAUAGCUAACGGAAUCUAAACUAUAUUCCAUUUGUAAUAAGAGUGAAUGUAAGUUAAUUAUCACUAGUGUUACUCUCGCUAUAUCGAGACAGGCGUCUAAGUUGUGAUUUGUAGUCUUUUCGACAUAUAUUUUAAUGUCACCUUAUUGUCAUAAUUAUUGUAACUGUGAUUGUUAUAUACUUAUAUAUAUACAUAUAUAAUGUAGAUCAGCUAUUGGCAAAAACUGUUCAGAACUACCUCCUGGCGUGAAUUGGGUAUUUCUUAUGUUGUGAUUUUCUAUUAUGAAAACUGGCUCGUAUUAAUAACACCACUUAUCAAAAAUGAGUCAAUAAGAAUCUAUAGCAUUUUUAAUGUAAAUCAGAAACGUACAACAAAUCUAUUUUAAAUAAAAUAUAAUAAUUUUUGGUCUAUUUCUAUUAUUUUACUUUGGGUAUGGGCCAAUUUUAUAGUUUUUCAGUAUACAAGCAAAAAAUUAUUAUUAACUACAUUUUCUCUUGCCAAUUAAGUAAAUGAGAUAGUUGAACCCAAAAGCUUUUAAAGCUCUUCCGUUUUAACAAUAUGACAAAUUGCUUCCAAUGACGGUCUAAAUAUUUGCAAAACAGAAAAUGAAAAUGUUUUCAUCAACAACAAGAGAGACAUUGCAAUAUAGUGUAAGAGUUUAUUUUUCUAAAGUUACCAUCAGUUUUCAGCUAGCCUUAUUUUUAAUAUUUUUGUAUAAUCUAUAAAUGAGCACUGAUCGAUGGCGCUUGCGUUCUGUAUUUAAUGAAGACAGUAUAUAUUUGUUAUAUAUUGUUAGAGUGGCAGAACAAGCAUAUGAUGUAUAUAUGUAUAAUUUUUAUAGCCAUAUAAAAUAUAACAACGACACUACAUCUAUAUAACUUGUAAAAAAAAGUACAAUCUUAAUACUUACAAGAACCCAUUUAAAUUUUAAUAAACUCUUAAUUGUUUUACUUUAUAUUAAUUCUUGUUAUUAGGUAUUCUAGUAUAGUGACAUGUAAAUUAAAUAUCCAAUUGUUCAAACAAUAAAUCUUAUAAUUGAUAUUUUAAAAUAACACAUUAUAAAAUAAUAAAAUGUAUUUUCUGACAUACAGACGUACAUGCCUCUCAUGUUACUACACCACGAUAAGAUAAAACAAGACGUUUUAGUUUACAUGUUUCAACAUGUAAUAUACAAGAACAAUAAAAAUUACACUAGAUAACGGCAUUUCGUACAGAUUAAUAUCUAUUAAAUAUUUACAUUGUAAUGUAGAAAUAGAUACUAAAUUGGAUUGUUAUUUCAAUUUAAACUCAAGAAAAUAAUGACAAACGGAUGCCGCUUAUAAAAUUUUACACAUAAACUAAUAUUAAUUGAAAUGUAUGCAAUAUGCAAAAAAUAUUUUAUUUAUAUUGAUGAUAUAAUAAUACGAGAGUGCAAUGUGCAUAAUAAUUCAAAGAAAUAUGAAACUACUGCACUUUUAAAUGAAAAGACAAUUUAUAAAAAUUACGAACGUAAAUAUUAAAAAAAAAAUAUUUAAUUAAUCAUAUAUACAUAUAUAUAUAUUGUAAAAUGUCGUUGUAAACAUUAAUAAAAAUAAAAUAAAAAAUACUAUUGGAAUCGUAAAAUCGAUAAGUAAACCACUGAGAGACAGUCGAUUGCAACAACCGAUUGUUUUACAAGCUAGUCUAUAGUCUUAUUUGGUUUACUCUAUUGAACCGGUAAAUAAUGGAAAUCAAAAUAGUAUUUUAUACGAUUAAAUAAGAUUUCUAUGAGAUUAUGUAUUGUACGCAAGCGCCAAAAUUAAAGCGUUGUCUUAGAAGAUUUAAGGCAUGGGCACGCAACAGUUGACUGACGUACCUACUCAUAUCUACUUGAACGAAUGCGUGACAUGAAACGGAACUUUUAAAAGUUUUGGUAUUAAAAGUACCUACAAACAUUUUGAAACAUUAUUUUCUUUUAAUUAUUAUUACAAAGGUGUUAUAAUUCUAUGUAUCCAUUUAAUCUGAAGUAUUACGUGUCAGUCGCCUGUUGUUUGGUCAGUCCUUCAUGCGAAGCGACGCGCGCCGGCUACCGCUCAUAUGUUACAAGCGAGCAGUCGACGCCAGCCAACCGAUUCUCUAGUUUAAGGGUUGCUAGUUCAUAAAGCCUUACGUUAUAUAAGCUUAUUGUUAGGUUUUAUCAAAUAUAUUUACAUGUAGUUAUUAUUUUCUCUUCCAAGUUGCCUGUUUCGUAGAACACGAAGCGCUGAGACGCUGUUGUUGCGUUACAUAAUGAUUACUAUAUAUUUGUGAGGAGUUUUAAGCUAUAUUGUAAAUUUUACAGAAAAUUAAAUAAAAAUGUUGUGAAAAUAAAUUAUAAAAAAGUGAUAAACAAUUA